GUGUGUGCGGCUGUCAGUCUGUCACUCGUGACAAGCGCAAGUAGAUUCAGGAUUGGAUCAGGUGAUCGUUUAAAUAACCCUUCUGUUUUUCUUUCACGGAGAAGCUCAGUGAAAAGAAACGUGCUUAAAUCAAGGAAAAAUAUCUGGCUCUCCCUCUCCCCCCCCCCCUUACUCUCACCUCUCUCGAAGUACAUCAUAACCGAUGUAUACACAUCGGUGUCUUAGAAAUGAGUAACGUCUUGCUUGCAGACGUCGAGAUUAACAACCGGAGGACCGUCGGGACUCUAAUUAGUUCGGUGACGAGAGAGUUUUGAUCGUUCCCAUCCGGGAGGAUCAGGAUGUCCGUGACGCAGGAGAGGAUCGAGGAGCUGAACCAACGGUUUCUCGACCUGAUGAGCAAGCCGGAGAACAUCGAGACGGUUACGAAAGAAAUCUACGAGGAUUUGUUGGACGAGGUGUUGAUGGGCUUCGUCUUCGACGUGCAUCGUACUACCAAGACUGGCAGUUCCGACGUCGAGGAGGGUAUCCCGGACGACGAGUCUUAUACCAUUGUCGAUUCACCUGGUCUAGACGUGUUCGGUCAGCACCCAGUGAAGAAGUCGCAGGAGUGCAACUGUCCGAAUUGCGAGCGCGGCGUGGCCGCCUGCCGAUUCGCCACGCAUUUGGAGAAGUGCAUGGGCAUGGGCAGGAACAGCUCCCGUAUCGCGUCCCUGCGCAUCGCCAACAACUCCAAGGACCUGAACAAUUACGGUGACGUUGACGACGACGACGACGUGGACUGGAGCAUAACAAAUGACAGCGGGAACAAGCGUAAGCGGCCGCGCAAGGAUCGCAACGGCGUCAGCAAGCGCUCGGGCAAGCACCAGAGGCAGCAGGCGGGCAUCGCUACCAGCGGUGGUGGCGGUUCCCAGAGGAACGGCGAGGCCGCCGCGGUGGUCGGUGGCGGCAGCGGGGAACACAGCGUGCACAGCAGCAACGAGAACUCCCCGUCGAACUACGAGAACAUGUCCGUCGUGGACAAGCGAGCGCUGCUCGCGCAGAUCUGCGGCGUUGUGUCCGAGCACACGAAGAAGGUUUGCACGCGAUCCGUGCGCUGUCCGCAACACACGGACGACCAGCGGAAAGAGAUACGCGCCAGUCUAGAGUCCGGCGGUAGCAGCAAUGGCCAGGACAACCUCCACGUCGACGUCGACACGUUCGAGGAAAGCGACAGUCAGAACCUGCGAGACGCGUUGGCACGAUGGGACCGAGAGGGCUCGAGCCACUCGAGCCCGGCCGACUCAGCCUCCACCACGUCGACCUCGUCGAUCAACCGGAAGCGGGAGACCAAGUCCAAGGGCAAGGGCAAGGCCUCGUCGAAACGUGAUCGCGGCUCUCCCAUCUCCCAGGGGGACUGAGGGGAGACUGAGGAGCAGCGAAUUAUUCCUCGGCCUGGGAUUAAUUUUCAGUCGAGAAUUAAUCGACGGUAGAGAAAUAUCGUACGAUAACGUUCCUAUGUAUUGUAUAUAGCCUGAGGGGGAUUCCGCUGGCAAGCGUGAGCUGAAUUUUUUGUAUACUAUAUAUAUUUAGCACGAAUCCCUGAGAUUUCACACACGGCGAUCUCUUCUGUAAUUAAUACUUAACGAAUUAAUUUGUGUACAUAAGUUUAAGGAAGAAGCGCCUUAUGCUUCUUGGUCCCAUUUAUUUAUAUAUUAAAUACUUAGCUGAUUUUACAUAUAAAAUAAAAUGAGGUAGA
This is a messenger RNA of Ooceraea biroi (clonal raider ant), 1735 nucleotides long. It is a transcript of the gene Sgf11, whose product is annotated as SAGA associated factor 11kDa. NCBI's taxonomy places the organism in Eukaryota, Metazoa, Arthropoda, Insecta, Hymenoptera, Formicidae. Gene Ontology annotation, molecular function: transcription coactivator activity. Gene Ontology annotation, cellular component: SAGA complex; DUBm complex. Gene Ontology annotation, biological process: positive regulation of DNA-templated transcription; regulation of transcription by RNA polymerase II. The record is from RefSeq and is a predicted model, not a curated record.